Messenger RNA from Amaranthus tricolor (Joseph's coat), 1283 nucleotides. RefSeq lists its product as uncharacterized. The transcript has 3 exons. The record is from RefSeq and is a predicted model, not a curated record. Bases 229 to 1062 code for a protein of 277 amino acids. NCBI's taxonomy places the organism in Eukaryota, Viridiplantae, Streptophyta, Magnoliopsida, Caryophyllales, Amaranthaceae.
UGUUCUAUCACCCUCCUCUGUUCUGUUUCACAAACACAUUGGUAUAAUGUUCUUCACUCUAUGACUAUAAGUCCAACCAUCAGCUUCCUACUUCUUCGAGAAAAUAUCGGGAAGAAGUCCGUUGAAUUGAUUUGUCUUUGAAUUAUCUUUACUUGGUUUUUUUUCCACCAAUCUUUACCACUUUGUCCUUCAACUAGAAAAGAAAGCACAUAACACAUCACUAAGACAAUGUCUGGUGUAUCUCUAACUGUGGCUCCUGGAAGUGGGCCCGAUACAACCUCGACCCCAUCCUCGGAUCUUCGAGAGAAGCUUUUUCAUAGGAAUAACCGACAACCAAAAAGCCCUAUGGGAGUAAUGGGAUCAUUACGAGUCAUCGAACUCCAACUAGUAGCCUUCAUUAUGGUCUUUUCCGUGAGUGGCUUAGUACCACUUUCCGAUAUCAUAUUCCCGGCUUUUGUAUCAACUUACAUCAUUGGCCUCUCACGCUUUGCCUUCCCUUCUUAUAGUAGCCUUUCGUCUCACUCGAGAGAAAUCUUUCAGGGAAGUAGGCUUUUUCGGAGCUAUGUGAUAUUGGGGACAAUAGUUGGAUUGUUCUUGCCCCUUGCUUAUGUUCUAGGAGGAUUUGCAAGAGGCGAUAAUCAUGCAGUGAGAUCCGCAACACCACCUUUGUUCUUGCUUUCGUCCCAAAUUCUAACGGAGAAUAUAAUUAGCGGACUUUCUUUGUUUUCCCCACCGGUCAGAGCAGUAGUUCCAUUGUUGUACACGGGCCAGAGGAUUUUCGUUAUCGUUGAAUGGAUGCAAGAUGUUUGGUUACGCAAGACUUUGCAUGUCAAUGCUUCUGUCCAGGAUGUGGCAUGGUAUUGGUUCGGGAGGAUUUUGGCAGUUGGUAAUCUACUAUAUUUCUCGAUCAACCUUUUCUGCUUCUUGAUCCCUCGUUUUCUACCACGAGCAUUUGAAAGGUACUUUAGCGAAAGAGACGAGACCCACAGGAAGACAUCGGAGGAUAAGAAUUCGAGUACUGCAGCAAACACGUCUCAAACUUCAUCUAAGAAGUCCGACUGAUCGAUUUUUCAAUCUUAUAAUGUGCUUUCUUUCCUUUAAUGUUGGUGUAUUUUCUGAUGUCCUGAAGCUCGGUCACUACUAUGUUUGAACAAUGUAACUUUGGUUAAGCAAGUGUUGUGAAAAGUGUGGCAUAAAUUAUUGUGGUCUGUAAUCCUUGUACUCUUCAUUGCUAUAGCCAUACACAUAGCUGUCACUUGCUCAUAUCGGAUGUUAUUUAUGUC